CUUGGUCCAGUCCCAUUUGCAUGCCGCAGUGGAGAAUGUCAUUGCUGGCGUGAGAUAUGAGAGACUGCAACAUGACGGACCCAAACUGCCACAGGUCACUGAGAAGAAUCCACUUAGUCACAGAUAUUUUGUGAAUGUUCUGCACCUGGAAGAAGAUCAAAGUAUUGCUCAAGUAGAGAAAUUGCUUUCAAGUGAUGAUGAUGCACGCUUUGUCCUUGCUCACAACGGAUGGGUAGGUUCAAUCUAAAUAUGCAGUUCAAAAUAUGAAUAAUUUAGAGUGUUCUCAGUUUGUUAUCCGUUUUAUUACAUAACUUACAGUUAUGUACAACCAAAAGCGAAAAAGCAUAAUUUAGGCAAUGUGCGUAUUAUAAUGCUAAUAGUUGCAGUCUGCAACUUGCAGAAAUAGAAAUAAAAAUUAAUUGCUAUUUUUUUCUCAGAACCCAACAAAGGCAAAAACUAUUCGUCGUUUCUGUGUCGUUGAAGGAAUUUAUUCAAAAACCGGUGAAAUCUGUCCAUUAAAAGAAAUUACUAUCAUGUGUAGGAAGAAUAAAGUUCGUGUUUUUGUCGACGUUCCCAUCCGUGAUCUCGACUUGAUCAGUGGAAGUUUGCAGCAUGCUAUGGCUGCUUUUGGUGGUUUUAUAGUUGGACCUUCGUUCGUUGUUGACCACCAACGUAUUUCUGGUCUUGGAUAUUGUUUCUCUGCUUCGUUGCCACCUUUACUGGCCGGAGUUGGAAUCAAAUCAUUAAGUUUGAUGGAAAAGAAUCCACUGAUGGUACUUGAUCUCCAGGAAAAAUGCAAGUUUUUUCACAAGACCCUGCGAACAUUGGAUCAUUUCCGUGUCAUUGGCCACGAACUUGCUCCCAUUAAACAUAUCGUUCUAAAAGACCCUUUCGUGAAGCGAACCAACGAGGAAACGUCUUCAGUAAUUAGUCAGAUAAUCCUCUUUGUAAAAGAGGAGUACAAGAUUGCUCUAGUGAAACCCAGCUAUUUGGAGAAGCAAGAAGCCUCGAUACCUACACCUAGCAUCCGGAUAGCCGUCAAUCGACUGCUCACUCGUGAUGAAAUAAAAAUUGUUGUUUGUGCCAUUCAAGACGCCUCUCAAAAGAUUUUGGACGCUUGAUUCUCCAAGAAGAAUUGCUCCCACUUGUAGUACUAUAUUGUCGCUACCAAGGAAUAUGCCUUUUACCUUUCAGUUAUUUACUAUUAAUGAUUUCUAUGCAUUGCCAACAUUUAUAUUAUUUAUAACUAAUGCAAAAACCAUUGAAUACAUACAUAUGCAUAAUCAAUCAAAUAUUUCA
Messenger RNA from Folsomia candida, 1299 nucleotides. Its product is annotated as serine palmitoyltransferase 1-like. Gene Ontology annotation, cellular component: endoplasmic reticulum. Lineage: Eukaryota; Metazoa; Arthropoda; Collembola; Entomobryomorpha; Isotomidae. The record is from RefSeq and is a predicted model, not a curated record. The transcript has 6 exons. Gene Ontology annotation, molecular function: pyridoxal phosphate binding; serine C-palmitoyltransferase activity. Gene Ontology annotation, biological process: ceramide biosynthetic process; sphingosine biosynthetic process. The coding region runs from base 534 to 1121 and encodes 195 amino acids.